AUGUGUCUGCCCGUGGUGAGUGCAACACUCCCCCAGAAGCAGAAACUCAGCCUGAAUCCAGACGGCGCGCAGCUGAGCUUCACGUGUGUAUUUUCAAAAUGUCUAGGCGCCGUCGCUAAGACGGCCUCGGCCCUGGAGCCAAAGGCCCACGUCUCCCUGGAGCGCUGCCAACCGGAGGCAGCUUGUGGAGAGAGCCCUGGACGGCGCCGCGUCCGCCGCUGCGGCCCCCACGCAGGCUGCUGCCUGCGCUCGGGCUCCCGCCAGCCCUCUCCGCUUUAA
This is a messenger RNA of Rangifer tarandus platyrhynchus (Svalbard reindeer), 279 nucleotides long. The record is from the annotation of a GenBank genome assembly. Lineage: Eukaryota; Metazoa; Chordata; Mammalia; Artiodactyla; Cervidae.